Camelina sativa (false flax) is the source of this 916-nucleotide messenger RNA. The record is from RefSeq and is a predicted model, not a curated record. NCBI's taxonomy places the organism in Eukaryota, Viridiplantae, Streptophyta, Magnoliopsida, Brassicales, Brassicaceae.
GAAUAUAAAAUGGUAUAUUGGUGCAUUAGUUUUACUAAAUACAAAGAGUUGUAGAGCAAUGGGAGAUCAACAGAAAAUUCAUCCGGUUCUUCAAAUGGAAGCUAACAAGACGACGAAGACAACAGCACCAGCAGCUCCAAGAAAGACAGAGCUGCUUCCGAUUCAACGGCCUAUUACGCCUCCUGCGGCUGCGAUGCGUAGUAAGAAGGGAAAUCUGUGCUGCAAAAUAUUCUGUUGGGUGUUAAGCCUUCUAGUCAUUGCAUUGAUCGCGUUAGCAAUAGCGGUUGCGGUUGUAUACUUUGUCUUCCACCCUAAACUACCUCGUUACGGGGUAAACAGUUUACGAGUUACCAGCCUCGGGAUCAACUUAGACCUCUCUCUCUCCGCGGAGUUUAGAGUCCAGAUCACAGCUCGUAAUCCCAACAAAAGAAUCGGGAUUUAUUACGAAAAAGGAGGACAUAUCGGUGUGUGGUACGACAAGACAAAGCUCUGCGAGGGGCCUAUACCGAGGUUUUAUCAAGGGCAUCGCAAUGUGACUAAACUAAAUGUGGUUCUAACAGGAAGAGCGCAAGCCGGGAACACUGUCUUGUCGGCAUUGCAGCAGCAGCAACAGACAGGGCGUGUGCCGUUAGAUCUUAAAGUGGAUGCACCUGUUGCUGUAAAACUCGGGAAAUUGAAGAUGAAGAAGAUUCGGAUACUAGGGAAUUGUAAGCUUGUUGUUGAUAGUUUAUCAACAAAUAAUAAUAUCAACAUCAAGGCUAGUGAUUGCAGUUUUAAAGUCAAACUUUGAGAUGUUCUUAGUACUAGGCUUUUUUACUGUUUACUGGUGUCGCUGUAUUCAUCAUUUUAGUUUGCAUUUGAUUAAUAUUUUGAAUUUCUGGUUUUAAGCUAUAAUAAGAUCCAAAAAUAGUAAACG